Molecule: messenger RNA, 837 nt
Organism: Ixodes scapularis (black-legged tick)
Lineage: Eukaryota; Metazoa; Arthropoda; Arachnida; Ixodida; Ixodidae
Product: cytotoxin-like
Exons: 5
Coding region: 1-837 (278 amino acids)
Source: RefSeq, a predicted model, not a curated record
AUGGUGCAAAGUUUUCAGAUUUACCUCCUUCUCUUGUUGGUUCCCAUCCAACAAGGUUGCGGUCAUUUUUUUGAUAUUCAAGAUGUGAUCUAUGAAUUCCUCGUGACAGAGUGCUCUAAUGAUGAAAGGUUGUCAACUUUUGAUAUCGAAGGAGACAAGAAAACCCGAGGUGACACCAAAAAGCUUGCAGAACACCCCCCUGUGGAGUUCGACGUCGGCCCGGUGACGUACGGUACCGCUAAAGUACAAUCGCUAGAGUUGUCUGCAGUGUAUGUCCAGACUUUUCACAACAACCAGUCUGACGUGUUGGGCAGGGCUCAAAUAUCGGAGCAAAUAGAACACGAAGACGAGUACAUGUGGACCGUCACCAGUGGAGCAGAUUUAUCUGUCAAGGUCAAGUUCAGCGUGUCGGUUCCACUAGUAUACAGUUUCAGCUCAGAACUUUCAACAACAUUGAAGACAAGUUCUGGAUCCACCACGGUCGAAACACGCACUACGCGACAAUGGAUUAAACAAGAUGUAGCAAUACCCCCUGGAGCCACCAUUGAAGCCAAGUGGCUUGUCAACAAGGCGCAAGUGGAGGUGCCAUGGGUAUCAAACAUUUCCAUGAAGGGAUACAUCGCAGCGUUGUUUGAAUCACCCAAUGCCUUAACAUGGAAGUACUUCAAUGUGACCAAGAUUAAACAUGAUCAAUUAUUAAACGACGGAGAUUCCGUCAUAUUCCAGGCAAAGGGGCUGUUUAAAGCAAACGUAGCUCAGAGCUACCACCUUUCCACCACCGAGAGAGAAUUAACGCCUCACACUGCGAGCUUGGCUAAAUAUAUUUUGGUGGAAUAG